GGGACGCAGCCCUAAAUGGUGGAUUUGGGGCCGGGGCCGCAGGCGACCACGCAGUCACUGGAGACGGAGCUGCAGCGCGUGCGGGAGCUGGGCGGGCAGCAGCGCAAACGGGCGGCCGAGGUCCUGAACGGGCUGAUGAGGGACCUGAGCGAGUUCAGCGUCAUCGUGGGCAGCGGCGAGAUCAAGCUGCCGGUGGAGGUGAGCGGUGCCAUCGAGGAGGAGUUCGCGGUGGCGCGGCUUUACAUCAGCAAGAUCAAAUCGGAGGUGAAGUCGGUGGUGAAGCGGUGCCGGCAGCUGGAGGGGCUGCAGGUGGAAUGCCACCGCAAGCUGGAGGUGACGGGGCGCGAGCUUUCCUCCUGCCAGCUGCUCAUCUCCCAG
Molecule: messenger RNA, 378 nt
Organism: Meleagris gallopavo (turkey)
Lineage: Eukaryota; Metazoa; Chordata; Aves; Galliformes; Phasianidae
Source: RefSeq, a predicted model, not a curated record